This is a messenger RNA of Varroa destructor (honeybee mite), 3843 nucleotides long. RefSeq names its product E3 ubiquitin-protein ligase RNF220-like. Gene Ontology annotation, molecular function: ubiquitin protein ligase activity. Lineage: Eukaryota; Metazoa; Arthropoda; Arachnida; Mesostigmata; Varroidae. Gene Ontology annotation, biological process: protein ubiquitination. The record is from RefSeq and is a predicted model, not a curated record.
GCAGCAGCAGCAGCAGCUGCAGCAGCAGCCAGUAGCCAGAAGUCGCGCUGCAGCACUCCGGCCUGUAUCGACUCUGUCAUAGACAUACGACUGUCUCUGUUCUAUGCGCCAGCAGUAGUACUCUACGGACACGUUCAGAUCUGAAGUCCGACUCGAACUAUCAACCCACCACGAGGCAAAGGAGUAACGCAAAAGUAACACCGCCGCUGAGGCUACUUCAGUUAUUAGUUGAAGUACGAGUUCGAGAUCAGUUGCACUCCGAAGUCCACUGGUUUCUUUGUGAGGUGCAGUUGAUUUGGCUGCUUCGGCACUGAGCUCAUUUGGAUAGAGCUAGUUCUUUUCAACUGCAAGGAAGUUGUUUCUAUCCACAAGUUGGACCGCUUCAAAUGGACUUAGUACGUGCUACUACUAACUUAGUCUAUCAUAGCGAACAUUAGCGUGUACGAUCAGAUUCAUUAAGUUCUACUGCUUGUUAGUUAAUAUUCUGGUGUAGAGUAUAUAGGCACAGUAGCCUUGUAAGCUAUUUGACGCGCAUCUGUAUAGCGAAAGCAUUGUUUUAAUUUACUCACACUCUAACAGUGAGGUCGAAUCGGCUCUUAAUAAGCAUUUGUACAAAAGAUCGUUUCUGCGACAAGCGAAACUCUUCUAGAUGCUGUGUGUUCUCCAAUGAACUUUUCCGCCCACUUCUUUGAUCGAUAGUGCAUUAUUGGUACACGCGCGGUCCACCGUGUGAUAAUAGCAGCUCGAACAAUUCGCAAGCGGACCGGGUCGAAGCGUUUGCUUCGACGUCUUCACGAUAAAAACUUCACGAUAACAUGUUCCAGAAGUCGUACAACAGAACGCCACUGUGCAAUUGACUGUAUUGUGUCUAAUAAGACGGACCCGUUCUAUCAGUCACAGAAAGCACGCGCUGCGAAUUUGUGAACGUGUUUAAGUGUGAUCAUCGCUACGUGUAUGUGUUUCAGUGAUCUUCUGUAUUCAAGCGUAACUUAGAUACGUACUACUUUCCCCUCAGGCAACCCUUGGCCACAACACGGCGUUCGCAACGAUGAGCAUAGCUGAAAGCCAGGCAUGUGGCGGCAGCACUGCAAUGUCUUCAGCGCCCUCCUCGCCCGUCAGCUAUACGCCACCCUCACCGACCUCCGAUUCGGCGCACGAAUCAGCGCUCAAAGCGCAGGCACAGGCGCAACAAGCAGCUCAGCAAAGCCUCUCUCAGGCCGCGCAAAGGUCGCCCUGUUUCCCCGCGCUAUCGUUGCUCUACGGUGCUCAGGUGCCUAACAGCUACCUGUUCGUUGGAUCAUCACCGUUCCUACCUCAUCUGCCUAAUCCUGAUCCAUCCGCAUUUAUGAAUCGCAAUCUGAUGUUCGGCGGUCACCAGAGUUCGGCGUUUACCGAUCUCCUCAUGAAGGAGAAGUGCCUCGAGUUUACACGAAAUUACCACCGGGCAAAGACCUCGCUAGAGGUUCUAGCGCAGCAGCAGCAACAACAAACCGCGCAGCAGAAUCGUCUUGGGGUCGGGGCUGGCCAAACCUGGAGGUCACCCCUCGAAUUGCUCAAGGUCGAGGAUAACAUCGCGAUACAGCAGACGCCCGAAGCCGUUGAUAAGACUCCACAGGGCACUCCGGAGCCCCCACGGUGGGACAAUCUAUUCCGUCUAUUUAACCCGUCGUUACGCAAGUUAUCCAGCCCAGGGCAGACGCCGAUCUGUCCCCUAUGCGGCAUCACGCUCACUCCACAGCAGAUGAGUGAGCACCUCGAGCUGGAAAUGGAGAAGUUUGCCGAGUUCUACAGCUGCAGAAGGUGGUUGGCCCCGACUGAACGAACGCAGGAGGACGAUUUGACGGACCAGCAUUUGGAUCGGAUUUGUCGUCUUCCUUUCGGCCAGGAAAAGCGGUCGCCACUUUCCCGCUGGGAGACGUUCCUCAAGGUGCGCGGAAAUAGACACCAUCGCCUCAACGCUAAAAUAAGCAAGGACGAGGAAAACAACCCGUGGGAUAGACAUUACGCCUUCUCUUUGGCAGCGCGAAAACGCAAGUCCGAGGAGAUUACCAGUUCCCCGCUUGACCUCAAGCAGGAGCAGCCCAGCGCCCAGGACAGACGGUCGAAACAGCUUGAUGGAGUACAAAGUCCCUCAGAGCCACGGCCCUCAUCGGCAGAUCAUCCAAAUAGCCCGAAGUCGCCGGCGGCAGUUACAGAUUCAGCUGUUCACUGCACCGUCUGUGAGAAGCCGUAUGACAAACCCUUGGUAUCAACCUCUUGUUGGCAUGUGCUCUGCGAGGCUUGCUGGAACCAAAGCUUGGCGACGAAGCAAUGCUGUCCGCAGUGUGACGCACCUGCAUCGACCCAAGAGCUUCGACCCAUUCACCUCUGAGGAGGAUGGGUUUUACUGCUACUACGAUAACUUCUACAGGAACAGAAACUGCUAUUGGACGAAGCAGUUCGUUAUAAGUAGCUUAAAAUGGCGUUUAUUCUCUGCGUCAAAGAAGCGUACAUGUUAGCGGGUUCGCUGAUAUGCUGCGUUGUGAAGCAAUGACUUGUUGGGGACCGAUGCGUUUUGUCGUGAUGAGUUACUGCAACUGAUCCAGCACUCAUUACUGGUUAGAUACACACCCGUCUGCUGGAGAGACGGAGCCGUCAAAGGGAAAUAUCGCCAAGUCCGUGCUCUAACAUUCAAGUAAAGUAGCACGCAGAUGCGGUGAUUGGGAUCCCACUAUCGGCCGAAGCCUAUGAAGAUGUCGCAUGGAGUCACCGCAAAAAAAUACUAUUUGCGGCAAUUUUUACCCCACUCCGCAGUCGCUUUGAUACGAUCUCUUCCGUACGCCGCAUAUCUUCAUGAUGAGGUUCGGGCUCAUCGACGAGCUCGAAUGGGAAUAUAUAGUCGCUUGUACAAAAUCCAGUGAUAGUGAGCACAGCUCGCGUAUAGACAAAUAAAUACGAGUCGUAAGAGCCCAAAACAGUGUCAUAUAAUCAAGGAUUAAGGUCAAAGGUGGCUGGUGGAAGAUAAGGAGAGAAGAUCGUGGCUGAAAUAGAAGAAAAAAAAGUAACAGUCGAGAGGUAAAUAGCGAAAGAAGAUUGUCACGCGACUUUUGUUGCCAGGAAACGACCCGAUAGAAUUUAGUCGCCGACGUUUCGUUGUUCUGACGGCUGUUACGGUUGUUGUUAGCUUGUUCAGAACCAAUGAUUAUAAUAGUUUAGAAGUAAAUGAGGUCACGGCGCACGAAAAAAGGGUUGGGCCUGUUGGCAACUUGGUAAAGUCUUCAGCACAAUUGAGACUCACUGAUACAUCUGGGUGCUUUGAAUAUCGACAUUCUUAUUUAUUAGUUGAUUGACUGCAUGGACAUGAUGAUGCUGAUAAUAAUAAUAAUAACAAUAAUAUUUAUUAUUAUUAUUAUAAAAUUAAUAAUUAAAUGAUAAAUACUAUUAACAGCACUCACCGAUACUGAGGGGACAAUAUGACAUUACAAAAUAAGCAAAAACAAAGUUAUCAGAAGGGAUAUAUGAGAUUUCCUGAAAACUCAUCCUGUAUAUAUAGCUCUGUAUGUACGGCAGGCGAGAGGCAUGUGGAAAAACUAGUUAUGGAAAAGGCAUAGUGCGAUGAACAUAACCUAAAUUAUAAAAAAUGAUGAAUCUACUAACUAGAAUUCAGAGUUGCGAAUCUGCAACAGACGAUGUUGAUGUUUAAUGAGAAAUCAAAUGACAGGUAACAUCUCUAGUGAAGCCCCUCCUGGACGGUCUGUCCGUGUUGGAACGGUCUUCUCGAUGAAUUUUGUUAGUGUAGCAUUGCCUUGCCGGUGUCCAACAUCUCUGUAAAUAACAACAACAAGAACAACAACAACAACAACA